UACUGCACUACCUUAAAGCUGUUAUUUACCUAAUAAAAUGGUGCAAGUGGAUUUGAAGAAUAGGUCAUAACAAUACAUGCAUGUUACAAAUAACUGAUCUUUGUCUGAAGUUAUGUACACUGGUCUGCAGGUAUCAUUAGUGGGUACUAGUUUUACCCAGCUCUUCGAUUAGAUAGGUUCGCGUGUACAUGUAUGUCUGUGUUUUCCAUAUGCAGAAAAGGAUUAGUUAAGAUCAGCUAAAGGAAUUCAUUAUUGUGUUUUAAUUGGAUUAUCAUUAUGAUGCUGAUCAAUAUAGGUAAGCAUAAUACAUGUAGUAGCAGUAGCACAAUAUAAUGAGAUGCCAGCAUACAUACAUUGUAAGUUCUACUUUCACUUUCUAAAUGUGAUCUCCCUUUGACAGCAUACUGUAUCAUCAUCUUUUAAUAUUUAAAUAAGCUUAUCAUCGUUACCUAUCCUAUUGCAUUUGUAAAGUUUCUGUCAUUUUAGUUGCAAGAGUUAUUUUUUUCAUUUGUCAGACUUGCACUAUUUGCACUAUUGAGUUGACCCCAUCUUGACCAUGUAUUAACAAUUUCUUAUUAAAUUUGUGUAUUACAUGUAAGUAAGUGUACUAGACACAUAAUUAUCAUUUUUAUAUGAGUUAUAAUGGGAAGGAAGGAGUAUUUCUUUCUUAAUGUAUUAUAAUGCAUCAAAAACAAUGUAGGUCCUGACCUUAUGGGAGUAGCUGUUCUGACCCCACGAAACAGGAAAAUACAAAAUAUCUUGUCAUUAUGAUGCAUCAAAUGGUGUUAAGUACAUUAAUGACCCCAAAGUGUUGUCUUUAACUCGCUUUGCCCGAGUAAGUGCAUAGAAGAGUUGAUUAAAACAAAUGCCAAUAAAGUAUUUUAUCUUAUCCAUAUGUUACAGUAGUGUUUGAUCCAUGUGGGUAAUUCCUAUAGCCUAAUGAUGUCACUGCUUUAUUUAGGAGACUUUACAAUUGCCCCAAAUAGGUGAAUACACAUGCAUAUAACAUUUUGUUUAUAAAUCUUAAAAAUUGAAUUAAGCAAUAAUUUCAAAAUGUUAAUGUGCAUCAGGAGAGAAAAAGCAAUCAAGAAAUGAUUUAAAAUUUGCUACUGCAAACAUAUAAGAAUGUAUUAAGAAGACUGAAUCUUAAGAACCAGGUUAGAUUGGGGAGGGGGUUGAAUGUGAAGUAUAAACAUUUGUACAGGGGCUGACAAAUCCGAUUGCCCGACGCCCGGGGCUAGUGCUUUUUGCGAUCGGGCAAGUGAAAAAUCAGUAGGAACUUGCCCGAGGGCAAGUGAAUUUUUUAAACACAACAAACGACUACACUGAAAAUAGAUUUACGUACGAGUUAACAAUUUAUCAUCUAACUUUACAUUCAGCAAACCUCGGUCGAUUCCGUAACCUACAUAUGAGAUACGAAUUAGCCGAGGUGUGCCGAGUGCUAACUUUAGUCACAAAAACGCUUUUUCAAGUCUCUGUUAAAAGUAAAGGUAAAGCGCGGAAAAAACGUGUACAUAUGACAUACGGCGCGAUUAAAGCUCGACGAUGGACAAGUUUGUAACAAUAACGAAGAGAAAAAGUACAGAUGAUCAGACAGCUGAUAAAAACAACAACGAAACUACAUUAGCGAAACAUGGUAAAUACGAAAAGACCAAACGGAAAAGAUGCUACGUGAAAACGUGGGAGGAAACCUGGCCUUGGGUACGACAUGACGAUAUAAAUGACACAAUGUACUGCACAAUUUGCAGGGAAUUUCCUGCGGUUGGCAACGUAAAAAACAAUUCUUUCUACGAAGGAUGCAAACUCUUUCGUGUGGAAUCUCUUAAGGCCCAUCAAUCUAGCGAUGUUCAUGUGAUAUGCACCAGUUUCUAUCGCCAGAAAAACGGAACUCCCGUGACAAAGGAUGGAAAUCAAACACAUGUAAGUGACAAUGUCAAUGUUAGAGCAACACCUAUUAUGACAGCAUUGCUGAAGUUAGAUGAAAACCAAAUGAAAAGGCUUGAUGCUCUUUUCAAUAUAGCAUAUAAAAUUGCAAAACAUGGUAAACCACACAGUGAUUUUGAAAUCGAUUGUAAAUUGAUUCAGAAACUUGGUGUUGAUCUUGGGAACAAUUAUUUGAAUGCAAAUAGAUGUAAAGAUUUUAUAAAAUCUAUCGCUGAUGCUAUGACUGAAGCUGUUGCUGAUGAUUUGAAAGGAGCAAAUUUUGUUUCUGUUCUCUCUGAUGGUAGCACUGACUGUAGUAACCUUGAACAAGAGAAUGUCCUCGUACGAUAUGUGUCUCCUAAGACUCGGAAUCCUGUAACAAUAUUUUGUGGCAUUGUAAAUUUGGAACAUGGUCAUGCAGAUGGCGUUUUAGAUGGCAUUUUCAGAGCCUUGAGUUUAGUUGGCUUAACGAAGGAGAAUUUGAAAGCUAAUGAACCAGGUCCAACAUUAAUUUGCGCGAACUUUGACGGUGCAAAUGUCAUGCAAGGUAAGAAAAAUGGAGUUGUGGGAAAACUGGUAAAGGAAUACAAUCAUGUUUUGGGAAUGUGGUGUAUUGCACACAAACUUCAACUGGCAGUGAUGGAUUCAGUCAAGGAUGUUCAAAGUCUUCAGAAAUUGGAAAGCACUUUAAAAGGAAUCUAUAAGUAUUAUCAUGGAUCACCAAAGAGACGCAGAGAAAUAAAAGCCAUAGCAGACAUUCUUGAUGCUGAUCUUGCACAUAUUCCAGAUGUUAAGGAUGUGAGAUGGGUUGCAAGUCAAGGGAAAGCCCUAAGAGCCAUCCAAACAAAUUUGCUUGUUGUCACAACACAUUUAGAUGAAGCUGCAAGCAGGACAGACUUGUAUGCAGGCACAGCAAAGAAAUACCUCAAAGAUUUGACAUCUGCCCCAGUUUUGAAAAUCAUGUUUCUACUCAUUGAUGUCUUAGAUGUCAUUACAGAUCUGUCCAAGUUCUUCCAAACAGAAGAUAUGCUUGUGUUGGAAGUGCUUCCCAAAGUCGAGGCAAUCAUCUUGAGGUUGACCUCAUUGAAAUUUCAUCCUGGAAACAACAUGAGGGAGUUUAUGUCCAAGUAUAAUCCAGAGGAGAAAAUGUUUGGAGAUCUUAAACUACAUGGUCCCUGCAAUCCUGUUGACUACAUGGACAGUGAAACAAGAAAGAUAUUGGAUGCUGUGAUAAAGUCUUUGGAUGAAAGAUUUGGCAUGUUUAGAGAAAGUCCACUGAAGGAUUUUAACACCGUGUUUAACUUCAAAAUCUGGCCAUCAGACAGAACCUCUCUAGCUCUUUAUGGAAGAGAUGGUCUUGAAAACAUUUUGAAAUUCUUUGAACCUAUAUUUGAUGAAACUAAGGAUUCAAUUUUAAAUGAAUAUCUUGAUUUGAAAGUAUGUAUUGCACAUUAUAAAACUAUGUCUAUCUAUGAUGCAUAUUUGCUAGUGUCUGAAACAGCUUCCCCAAAGUUUACACAUUUGCAGAAAGUCAUAGAUUUAAUGUUGAGUGUUAGUUGUAGUUCAGCAAAAUGUGAGAGAGUUUUUUCAAGCAUGAAAUUAAUGAAAACAAGACUAAGAUCAAACUUAAGUCAGGAAAAUUUGCAAGCUCAGAUAAAUGUUAUGGUUGAAGGCCCACCCCUCCAUGAAUUUAAGGCCUCCAAGGCAAUAGAACACUGGUUAGGGUCAUCAAGGGGCAGACAUGUGAAUGGACAUCAGGCCCCUGAGAGAAAAUCCAGACAAAAUGAAAAUGAUUUGUAUAACUAUGAUGAAUUUGAAGUGUAUGAAAAAUGAAAUAAACAAGUACACAACACUUUAUAUGAAAAUUGUUUUUAUUUUAUCAAAAUAAAGAUUUAGGUGGGGCAAGUAGAUAUUAAGGUAGGGCAAGUGAAUUUUGCCUAGUCACUUGCCCGAGGGCAAGUGCUUUAAAAAUGUAUUUGUCAGCCCCUGCAUUUGUAAUUUGAAUCAUUUAUUGUUAUUAAUUUUAACUUGUCAAUGAAUACUAGUUAUUGAUCCCAAGGUAGAAAUAUGACCUCUGAUCAUAUCUCAAUAGAUCAUUUGUCAAUCAUGCAAGGUGUAAUGUAAUUUUUUUUAAGAAUAACAUUUUUUACCAGUUUAUAAAAGUUUUUAGACACCCAAAUUAUAUUUUGAUUUAAUAGAUCAUUCGACAAUUAAGGG
Molecule: messenger RNA, 4140 nt
Organism: Magallana angulata
Lineage: Eukaryota; Metazoa; Mollusca; Bivalvia; Ostreida; Ostreidae
Product: zinc finger protein 862-like
Exons: 4
Coding region: 1546-3756 (736 amino acids)
Molecular function (GO): protein dimerization activity
Source: RefSeq, a predicted model, not a curated record